AUGCAUAACGAGAAACAGCGCGUUUCAACCUAUUGUAAGAAAAAAUGUGGAUGGAGAGUAUAUGCGUCAUGGAAGAGUAGUACAAAAUACUUUCAAAUCAAUACAUUAUUUAAUGUUCAUAACUGUGGUAGUCAUUACUACAAUAAAAGAGCAUCAAUCAAGUGGGCAGCACACCAAUACAUUAAUAGCUUCAGAGAUCAAGCUAAUUGGAAGGCAAGUACUUUGAAAGUGGCGAUUCGAAGGGAUUACAAUGUAGAGAUGACUUUGCUUGCUUGCCACCAUGCCAAAGGAAUGGCAUUGAAGUUGUUAACUGGGUCACGUGAUGAGCAGUACAAACUUACAAGAGUAUAUUGUAGUGCAAUACGUAAGUGGAACCUUGGUAACUCAGCUUACAUACAAAGAGAUAUGGCAUUCUUCCAAAGGAUGUAUGUUUUCGUAGCUGCUUGUCAGCAUAGUGGGCAGCUAUAUGUUGCCAUUGCACGGGGUGGGAAUGAUGACAUCUUCCCAAUAGCAUAUGCUAUAUGUGAGACUGAAAGUAGAGAUAUAUGGACAUGGUUUUUAAACACUUUGUUGGAGGAUACUGAGAAUUCAAGGGAGCACACAUGGUUAUUUAUGUCUAACAGACAAAAGGGAUUGAUGGAAGCCAUAGAGUAUCUGAUGCAUGAUGUUUAG
Corylus avellana is the source of this 672-nucleotide messenger RNA. The record is from RefSeq and is a predicted model, not a curated record. NCBI's taxonomy places the organism in Eukaryota, Viridiplantae, Streptophyta, Magnoliopsida, Fagales, Betulaceae.